Dreissena polymorpha is the source of this 653-nucleotide messenger RNA. RefSeq lists its product as uncharacterized. The record is from RefSeq and is a predicted model, not a curated record. Lineage: Eukaryota; Metazoa; Mollusca; Bivalvia; Myida; Dreissenidae. The transcript is spliced from 3 exons. Bases 6 to 527 code for a protein of 173 amino acids.
GAUACAUGUCAACUCGUAAUUUUACAUGUACUAUUUCAGCCCUAUGGCAGGCGCUACGUGAGAUCUUCUCCGCAGCCCAGAUGAAAGGCUGCGUAUUUCACUGGACCCAAGUUGUGCUCCGGCGCAUCAAUGUAGUGGGCCUGAAGACUACGUAUGAAAAACGGGAGGCCGUCCAUGCAUUGAUGCGAAAGCUGAUGGCCGUUCCUUUUCUGUCUGGAAUUCAUAUUCCGCGUGCAUUCAGCGGGUUGGCUGAACGAGCGACGUCCAUGGAGACGGAAGCGGUCGAAGUCAACCUGGCUGGAGAGGACAGUUUGGGCACCGGAAGAGUGGUUCGUGUACCGGCAGACUGUCAGGACGAACAACGACACAGAAGGGUGGCACCGUCGGUUGAGUUUGAAGGAAGCCGACCACAAGUGCUCCUUCUAUGUUUUGGUACCUCUCCUACGGCGCGAGGCCGAGUACCUGCCAUUGCAGGCCCAGCUGGUGCGAGAGGGAACCGGGCGGGUCCGACGCAACACCUAUGUUAAUAUUGACCAGCAGCUUGACCAGCUCUGAGAUGAAUACGACCAGCGGGAAUUUACCACCGAGGAUUUCCUCGGCAAGAUCGGGGAGACGUAUGCCUUCUGAAUCGUCGCCUCUUGAUGAUGAUGAUG